Porites lobata is the source of this 2570-nucleotide messenger RNA. The record is from the annotation of a GenBank genome assembly. NCBI's taxonomy places the organism in Eukaryota, Metazoa, Cnidaria, Anthozoa, Scleractinia, Poritidae.
AUGGCGAGUUGCUUUUCUGAAGUCGGCAACCCUUACAAGGUGCUUGGCGUUGCGGCAAACUGCACACACGAGGAAGUCAAAAGAGCUUACCAAAAACUUGUGCUCAAGGUUCGAUAACUAACCUUAUUUUCUACAACUGGUUACAAAGGUUGAGACAGCUUUCAGAGUUGUCCUUUUUUAAAAGUUAAGCUUAAAACUUUUGUUAUUUGCCAGUGUAUUUGUAAGAACCUCUUUAGGCGAAUUUGCGUAAAUGCAGGUUCUUACCCGCAGGUUUUUGUUAUAUUUAUUUCAAAAGGCUAGUAGCACAUGUAUGCGCUUGGAAUUCUUUAUGAAGUCCGGUGCCACAGCAUUACCAAGUUAAGAUGAUGCUAUAAUUUUAUUGUAUUGACUAUCAUAGACCUGUGAUGGAUUAGGAGACAUCUGUCUUGGCGAUUGUGUAUCCUGCUUUCUUGGAUCUCUCGGAGCAAUUGCGGAAUUUCAGAGCCACUAAAUAUCUUACUUGAAAAACUGCUCCCACAGUCCAGCAGUUGUGUUCUAUUCAACCUUUAUUCAAAAAUUUAUAGUCCUGCAACGGGGUUACCAUCACGCAAGACGCCUAAAUAAAAUGAAUAAAAUUAAAAGUAAUGACGUUUAAAUAAAAAAAAAAUUUUUCUAUAAAAGAUAAAAUGGAUAAAAAAAUAAUAAUAAUAAUAAUUAAAAAAUUAAUUUCACAGCAUUGAUCAUUAAGCAAUAUUAAAAUUCAUCAUUGACUAAAAUAUUAUUACUUUAAGAGGGUAAAACGAGUGUUCCUGCAGUCUUCCACUACCGCAGUUGCCGAAAAGUGAAUAUUAAGUGGGUAUUCAACUAGUGCGACCACAGCCCAGUUGAUGUCAAGUAAAUAGUGUGCUUAUAGAACAACGUAAACUGGUGCUCCCAAAGUCCCACAGUCAAUUUCAGAAUUAGCCUGCAGUGCAGGCGUAUUUUGGGUGAGCGAAACCUUGUCCGUGCUCGUAAUAUUGUUGUAGCUGCCGUAGCUGUUAGCUGUAGCUGUUGAUUUUAUGCAAGUGGAAGAUUGGGAAGACUAGAAAUAGUAACCCUUACGGUAGGUGUGAAGGUGAAAGAAGGAAAGUGGGGAGGGGGAGGGGAGAAAAAAUACGGCAUUUUCUUUUCUCUCUCCCCGCCCCCUCCCCGCUCCCUUUGACUUGCCUCAUCUCUUCCUCUCUUCAGGAAGUAUCAACAUGGCACUUUCACGGGCAAAUUGCGCGCUCAAAGAAAACGCCUGCACUGCAGGCUAUGUCAGAAUUAAUUAAGUAAAUUGGCUGACUGCUGGAGCAGUUUUUAAAGUUACAUGUAGAUAUUUAGUGGGCCGGGUAGUCUGCAAUCUAGCCAAUCUCUAUAAAUGUCAAGAAUCAGCAUUCAGACCCCCCCCUGCCCCCCCGGCUCUCAUUGACCAUCCCUGUUGGUUGGUUUUAUAACCUGUUGCCACUGAGGCAAGGCAAUGGAAUUUUAUUUUUUUAGUUUCACCCUGAUAAGCUUGAUGAUUCAUUAACAGAGGAAGAUCGUGACAAGGCUAAGGAAAUGUUCGUGGCCAUUGAUAAGGCAUGGAAACUUUUAAGUGACAAUGAAACAAGAGAAAAUUGUGACAGACAGUUGAAAGGUACAUGUGAAUAGUAUUAAAAACGAUUAUAAUCAAUACUACACUGUACGUGCAUGGUUAAUUUCCAUUUUGACAUCUGUAUACAGGCAUGGUUUAUGCAACCUCAUAAUAUCCACUUUUUUGUAUUUGUGUUAUAAAGGCUCCACAAGAUAUUGUUACUUGCAAUAAUUGCUGUAAAUGUUUUUUUGUUGUUUUCAUUCCCUUUGAUUACUGCAUAUAGAGCAGAGUUUAUCACAAGAUUGGCCGGUCAGUGCAGAGGUUGAUCUUGAUGACAUGGAAUUUCAUGAAGGUAAAGUGACCAAUAUACGGUACACAGUGCUGUAAUUAAGAUAAAGAAGGCUAUCAGAGGGUAGUUCUCCCAUUGUACAAUGUACUUGGCAACUAGCAAUCUACAGUGUAUAUUGUUGUUUACAAUCCAGCAUUGUCCUUUUUUUCCCCACCCCUCCAGGUGACAAACUGAGGAAAGUGGUGAGGUACUUCAAUGAUGCUGAUGGGUCUCCAAAGCAAAUAAUAUUAUUAUUAUUUGCUUUAGAGACCCUGUCAUGCGAUUUUUAGCGAUGCAAAGAUUCUUGAAGUGAUUCCUUCGAGAUGAUGAAAAGUGUAGCUUAACCAUUCUCAGUUUAUUUUAGGUGGAGAAAAUGCAGAAAUCUCGUUUUAAGGUGUAAAAGUUGAAAAUAAUUUUCUUCAAGGCAUCAAAACCACUGAUAUAUCCUGCACUUAAUCUUCUUCAAUAUUCACUUUUUCAGAUUUACAGAGUUACUCAAGCCAAUGUCGUUGCAGUGGAGAGUACUUGAUUACCGAGAGUGAUCUGGAAAAUGGACAUAACAUUGUAUGUUGUUCAGAUUGUACCUUGAGUAUCAGAGUUCUAUACAGUGUACUACAAGAUGAUGUAAAUGGUGAGGACCAGAAAAGCAGUGCUUUGGAAAAUAGCUGA